Molecule: messenger RNA, 5733 nt
Organism: Seriola dumerili (greater amberjack)
Lineage: Eukaryota; Metazoa; Chordata; Actinopteri; Carangiformes; Carangidae
Gene: map3k10
Product: mitogen-activated protein kinase kinase kinase 10
Exons: 11
Coding region: 1374-4745 (1123 amino acids)
Biological process (GO): protein phosphorylation; positive regulation of apoptotic process
Molecular function (GO): JUN kinase kinase kinase activity; ATP binding; protein binding
Source: RefSeq, a predicted model, not a curated record
UGCUGCCUUUCUUGAGGGAGUCGCGGACAUUUAAAACUCUCACCUUCGCUACAACACUAUCGAUUGAUGAUCUGAAACUAGCGUGCGUGCUGAGAAAGCAGCAGGAUAAUGAUAAAUGCUGGCAUCCCUUUAAUAUCUCUGGAGCACAAGAGUUUCUUUUCCCACCGAGGACUCGUCUCCAUCACAAAUGUAGCCCAGCAGAGGCGACUUGACCAGGCCGCUGCACAGACACGGAGGCGGGUUUGUUGUGUUCAGACUCGGCUGGAUGCUGAACAUGGUGCCACUUUACAGCUCUGUAUUGAAUACCUGCUGCCCUGCCGUCAGCUUGUUUCUGUAAUUCCCCAGCUGUCUUAAAAUGGACGGGGCCUUUUUGGUAAAGGCUAUUCAGGGACUCUGAACCGGCUCAUGAGUGGCCAUGCAUGUAGGAUUUAGCCUGGACCGGCUUGUUGGGAUGUAGGGCGAAUAUCCGCGGAUAUUUCCAAACGCAAUAUAGAAGAGAAAACAGCUCAUAUUCAUGGGGAUGGCUGGCAGGGGAGAUGCGUCUACAGUGGGCUGGAUGAGAAAUAAUGAGGACCCCUGCUCAGAGGAUUUCACUCAGCUCAAACAUUAUUGGCACCUUAAAUAGUCUGUUCCAUACUGAAAUUAAUCUGACAAUCAGUUGUGGUUUUUAUUAACAACUGUGGAUGUCUCUAUAGCUUUGUAGUCAAGACAUUAGUUCUCAAUGGGAUGAUAUUAAGUACAGAAGAGGAUAUGUAUUUAUUAGCUCAGGAGAUUCAAAACUAUAAAGGCAUCACAGGCCCAGAUUUUGCUUUUGUUAAAUUUGUGUGAACAGCAAUGUAGGGGUAAUUCAUAAUAAGUAUGUAACUGUUUUAUUAAUUGUAGGCAGAAAUUGAGAUCCCAGAGAGGGAAAUAAUGUCGGAUGGAUUUAAUUUCACAGUUCAUUCUCUGAUCAGGAACUCAUCAGACUGAAGUGAUCUUUACAAAAGAUUUCAUUAGACCUGCUGCUUCUUAGAUAAACCCAUAUUCAUGUCUCCUGUGACAGCCUGUGGCAGCUUUUUAAAAGACACAAUUGUGGAAACAAUCUAUUAGGUUUCCAGGGGUUACACUCAUUGAUUUGCUCUGCUCUUCUGCUCUGAUCUGAGAGUCAUUGUUUGACCUGAUGUACAUUGUCCCUGAAUGAACUUGCCUUUGGGAAUACAUGUUACUUACACACUGCGUAGCAACAGCACAGCAGCAACCGGUGACAGGAUUUGGCACAGUUUCAACAGCGAGAUGUGGUGAUGGGGGAGAGCAGUUGCAGCUCUCUGAUCCUCUGAUCCCCUCUCCCCCCUGCUGGUGGUCGAGGACACCUCGUCUCAGUCAAUGGGCCCUGUAUGGAUUUUGUGCCUGAGUUGACAGAGGGCAGGCCGACAGCGUCAAACAGCAGUCAGGCUGCCAUGAACCCAUACGGCAGAGCGAGCAGCACAGCAGCCCCCCUGUCCUGCACCAGCUGUGGGGGCUGCUGCUCCCCGCCUCCCCCUUGCCUAAUCCCGCCUGGGCCCCCCUCCUCUACUACCUCCUCCUCCUCCAUGCCCCCGAAUAUGACCCCUCCGCCGCCGAUGUUUCCGGCUCCGGUUGUGCAGGUGGAGAAUGGCAGCAGCUGGAACUCCUCCACCAUCUCUUCCUCCGGCUCCCCAGAUUCCCACCCUGGUCACCGCUGUGGGGCCAACAACCCCAACCCCUACUGGACGGCAGUGUUUGACUAUGAGGCCACAGCAGAUGAGGAGUUAACCCUGCGGCGUGGGGACCUUCUUGAGGUUCUCUCCAAAGACUCAAAAGUGUCUGGGGAUGAGGGUUGGUGGACAGGCAAGAUCCAGGACAAGGUGGGUAUCUUUCCAAGUAACUACGUCACGAGGGGGGACGCUGCCAGCUACCAGCAGCUGACCGCAGGAGGGCUGGUGGCAGGUGGGGUGGGUGAAUGCCCCUUGGAGAUAGACUUCUCAGAACUGCUCCUGGAGGAAGUGAUAGGAGCUGGUGGGUUUGGAAAAGUAUACAAAGGAGUGUGGCGGGGAGAGGAAGUAGCAGUAAAGGCUGCAAGGCAGGACCCUGAUGAGGAUAUCAGUGCCACAGCAGAGAGCGUGCGGCAGGAGGCCAGGCUGUUCUGGAUGCUCCGGCACCCCAACAUAAUCGCACUCCGUGGGGUCUGCCUGCGGGAGCCCAACCUGUGCCUGGUGAUGGAGUAUGCCAGAGGAGGGGCUCUGAACCGGGCCCUGGCUGGAAAGAAGGUUCCCCCGAGGGUUCUGGUGAACUGGGCUGUUCAGAUUGCCACGGGGAUGGACUACCUACACAACCAGGCAUUUGUACCUAUCAUCCACAGAGACCUUAAGUCCAGCAAUAUCCUCAUUCUGGAGCCGGUGGCGCGCGACGACCUGAGCGGGAAAACCUUGAAGAUCACAGACUUCGGUCUGGCCAGAGAGUGGCACCAGACCACCAAGAUGAGUGCAGCGGGGACCUACGCCUGGAUGGCCCCAGAGGUCAUCAAGCUCUCCCUCUUCUCCAAGAGCAGCGAUGUGUGGAGUUUCGGUGUGUUGCUCUGGGAGCUGCUGACCGGCGAGGUUCCUUACCGGGAGAUAGAUGCACUGGCGGUAGCUUACGGUGUUGCCAUGAACAAGCUAACACUUCCCAUCCCUUCAACCUGCCCUGAGCCUUUUGCUCAGCUGCUGGGAGAGUGCUGGAGCCCCAACCCCCACAGCAGGCCCUCGUUCACCAGCAUCCUGAGAAGACUCUUGGCAAUCGAGCAGUCGGCCAUGUUCCAGAUGCCUCUGGAGUCCUUCCACUCCUUACAGGAAGACUGGAGGCUGGAGAUCCAGCAGAUGUUUGACGAGCUCAGGGCCAAAGAGAAGGAGCUGAGAUCUUGGGAGGAGGCGUUGGCUCGAGCAGCCGAGGAGCAGAGGGAGCAGGAGGAGCAGCUGAGGAGGAGAGAGCAGGAGCUGGCGGAGAGGGAGAUUGACAUCGUGGAGCGAGAGCUAAACAUCAUCAUCCACCAGAUGUACCAGGAGAAACCCAGCGUGAAGAAGAGGAAGGGCCACUUCAAGAAGAGCAGAUUACUGAAGCUGGGUCGAGACAGCAACUGUAUCAGUCUGCCCUCUGGCUUCGAGCAUAAGAUCACAGUGCAGGCGUCUCCCAGUGUGGACAAGAGGAAGACCCAGGGGAGCGAGAGCACCACCCCGCCUGCCAGUCCGGGGGUCAUACCCCGACUGAGAGCCAUUAGAUUGACACCGAGCGACGGCAGUAAGACGUGGGGACGCAGCGCUGUGUGUAAGAAAGAAGACCUGACGACCAGCAAGAAGAAAGGACGCACCUGGGGACCAAGCUCCACCCACCAGAGAGAGAGGGUCGGCGGGGAGGAAAAGCUGAAAUCACUCGGUGAGGGAUGUAAAGUUUGGUCAUCCAGUGCACCAAAUCUGGGCAAAUCCCCCAAACAUGCACCCAUGACUGCUGGCUUCUCCAGCCUGAAUGAAAUGGAGGAGUGCGGUGAGUUUGAGGAGUCACCAGGGUCCUUGCUGCCCUCAGAGACCAGCAGUAACGGGGCUGUGGAGGAUUCGGGGUCUCUGUGGGGUAGCCUGGGACCCAACAUGAUACCGGCUCUUGGGGUGUCUAAUAUGGCCUCCUGUCAGGGUCCUGGAGGCCCGGGGGUGGGUGUGAGCUACCAGGACUCGCUCCGUCGCUGCAACCAGAGGAAGAAGAGUGACAUGUUGUUGUUGGGUUGUGCCUCUCUGCUCGCAUCUGUUGCCCUUGGACAAGACCUGCUGCAGCUGGGAAAACUGCAGGUGCUUCAGGACGAGCAGGACCUCAGAGAGGAGCAGCGUAAGAAGAAGGAGGGUCUCUUCCAGCGGACGGGACGUUUUCGUCGCAGCACCUCUCCACCCAGCCGAAACCUCUCCCUCUCCCUCUCCAGACAUCAUGACUCCACGCUCCCCUGCAUGGACCCUUCUCCCUCUGUUACACUCCUCUCUUUGUCCUCUCUGUCUGACUGCAACUCCACCAAGUCCCUCCUCCCCUCCGACCCCGACGAGUACCCCCUGACCCCAAUGACAGGGGUCAAAGUACCUGCUGCGCCUCCGGCUCCUACCCUCAACCCGCUCUUAGACCUGCGGGCAGAGAGCUUCAAGAAGGAGCCCAACCAGUCGCUCACGCCGACCCACGUGUCUGCAGCCAUGGCCCUGAACAGAGGACACAGACGCACCCCUUCAGACGGGGCGAUACGACCCCGGGCCCAAACUCUGGGACACCACAGGACGCCGUCUGAUGGGAGCAUGCCCAUGCCUCCUCCGCCGGGGGUACCACACCUCACAGCAAGCAAAGGUACACAGGACACUCUGGACAUCCCCCGACUCCCCGACCCCGCCACCCUCUUCCCAGUCCCUCAUCGGCGUAAAGCCCCUGCUCCACCGAUCCCUGACCCAGCUCCUCUCUGCCUCAUCAGCCCCCUGGAGAGACCCAAGACGCUGGAGUUUGCCCCCCGGCCGCGGCCCACCCCGGCCAGGAUGAGACCCGACCCCUGGAAGCUGGGCUCUCUCUCUCGGACCCUGAGUUCGUCGCCGGGCAGCAGCUGCGACAGCCCGCUCGGUUCAGGUGACAGCACCGCCGGCGCCGCACGACCAAACCUGAUGGACAUGGACGUGGAGGGCCAGAGUUUGGACCACACUGUCCCUCUGUGUGGACAGCUGCAGCCUGCCACUCUGUGUGGACAACAAUACUCAUAGUGAAACACAGCAAGUGAACAUUUCCAAUUCUGAAUUUUUUUGCAUUCAAUCCUGUUCCAGGACAUUAGAGCAUGGGCUGAAUAAAGAACGCCUUCUGAUGUCUGAGCCGAGCAAAGUGCACUCACCGAAGAAGGCAAAAACAACCCACUACUUGUCAUGAUUUUAGGCACUUACUGGAAGCCAUCGCUCUCUCGUGUGCCCUUUUAGUGUCCUAAUAAGGUGUGUGAACCCCGAACAGCAAGCCUUUCCCUGAUAGUGCUCUCUAACUUGCACGACACUGAGCGUCCUAGAGGUCUCAUAAAAGCCUUGUAGUGUGCUCACCUACCUACUUUAACCCAAACACUACUUCUUUCCCUCCCUGGAAGCCAUCACUACCUGCUUCUUAGUGACCCAUGACCAGGUUGCAUUUCCUUCAAGACUCACAACCUUCAAAAGCCAUUCAAGUACUUUAAAAAGCCACUUUUUUGACUUUGCUAACUGUUCAUUUCAACCCAUCUGCUUGUGCUUUUGCCUGUCUGUGUAGCCACCCACUUUCUGCUUGCAUCUUUCCUGCCUCCCACUCCCAAAGACCACACAAAUCUUUCAUCAUUCACUGUUUCACCUAAACAUUUGUUGUUUCAGGAGAAGUUUCCAAGAGAAAAAGAAGAGCUGGACUGUUUAGAAUUCUUAAUAGAGACUGUCCUUUUUCUUCGUUUGUUCUGCCGGUACACAAACAUCUCCCAUAAACUCCUCACGUGUCAUCUCUCUGCAUGGGGGUUAUCGUCCUCUCCCUUCCAACACUGAGACAGGAAAAAGCCUUUUUCUCACAGCACUGGUGGACUGGUGAUAUCUUCAGCCUUGUACAGUAAAAAAAAAACAACAAAAAAAAACAGAGUUUAUUUUCUCAGUGCUUGCACCAUCCCUGCAGCAAACCUGUUAGCAAAAAUGUUUUUCUAUUGGUUUGGCAGACCAGGUGUGUUUCUCUAUGUGUGAAUGUGUAUAUAUUACU